Molecule: messenger RNA, 273 nt
Organism: Nematocida ausubeli
Lineage: Eukaryota; Fungi; Microsporidia
Exons: 1
Coding region: 1-273 (90 amino acids)
Biological process (GO): transmembrane transport
Cellular component (GO): membrane
Source: RefSeq, a predicted model, not a curated record
AUGCCUAUACUCUCUGCUGUAGCAGGGAUAUCCUUGCUAGAUGGGAGAUCUGGUAUUCUUAAUUCUUAUAAGCCUGUCCUUCUGGAUAUGGCUAAGUCUUCUUCUGUUCUGUUUAAUUUGCCAGUUUCAGUGGGUGACUCAGUCUCCAUAAAUAAUUCAACUGGAAAAAUAACCAGAAUGACCAUGCAAUAUAUUACACUGGAGAACAAAGAAGCAACUACGUAUAUACCUACUCACUUAGUAUAUGGAUAUAUUAUUAAGAAGUUCAAAUAA